This is a messenger RNA of Bursaphelenchus xylophilus (pine wood nematode), 1759 nucleotides long. The record is from the annotation of a GenBank genome assembly. Lineage: Eukaryota; Metazoa; Nematoda; Chromadorea; Rhabditida; Aphelenchoididae.
AUGUUUCCAAAUCUCUCCAUUUCUGCUGUUGCAAAAACAACAAGUGUGAAAGUAAGCGUUGAGUAAGGUUUAAAAAAAAUUUAGUUGACCGAGAAACAAUUAAACACAUUGGAAAAGAUCUCUGGGCUAAAGUUUAUCAACGAAACCGAAGUGAAGAUGCUAGAAGAAGAUGUUCAUCUCGCAAACAAGAUAUUCAAAAGAAAUGCCGAGGUAAGUUUAAUAUUGUUGAAAUAUUUACGAUUAUUCCUAUCUAGGCAGUUGAACCCUUGUUCAGUAUGACAGAAGAGUCCAUCAACUGCCCUCUACGAGAAGACCAGUAUGUGAAAACCGACAGGAAAAAGGUGGGAUUCAGCAACAACUGCGUAACUUAUUUUAGAUUUUCGGAAACAUGGACAAGACUUUGGAAGGGUUCUUCCUUUCACCCACGGUGAGAUCUAAAGAAUAACAUGUUUCUAAGUUGUUGCAAGUCUGAAGGAAUAUAAUAAUUGAUAUUUUAUUCCCUAUAUAUAUACAUAUAAUGGCCCCGAUUUGCACAAUAAAUCUAAAAAACAGGUGCGAAGUUGCAUUUGUACGUCAAAGGAAAAUCAAUACAAACGUAACCAAACGACCCGCGACGUGCGCCCGAAGAAAGUAAAGCCAUACGAAAAUAAUUUUGCACAAACGUCGGUAUAAUGUUUUAAAGAAUUAUAAUUUAAUUUCUAUUCGGAAAAUGAAAGAACGCUCCUCUGGUAAGCUUCGUGAGGUCGGGCCAUGGAGCGAGCAGACCAGCUCUAGCGGCAAAAAGUAUUAUUACAAUCACGAAACCGAAAUUUCCCAGUGGGAAAAACCAAGUGUGUGGAGAGAAUACGAGAAGAAAAUAACAGAGGAGAAAGAUCGGCAUAGACAACCCCUAACACAUGGUAAGUACCCUUCACAUAAAUUAAUGACAUAUUUCUUUUUCAUAUAUUUAUUUUUUAGAUAACGCAAAACCGUCAACAAGCUAUCAUCACAAUGCAUCCAAGGAAAGCGCAGGAAGCCUCCAAUCACCCUUUCAAGGAAGAAACAGUUACAAUCCCUCAAAAGUUCGAGAGAGGGAGGAAUCUACGGGAUUGGAAGGUCCCCCUAUAAAGAGACCUUUUAUACCCGCAGACAAAGAUUCUCCAAAAGAUGUUCCCACUCAAGGGUUGCCUCACUUACCAUCACAAACAUCUAUUCCAACUGCAAGCCCGUUAUUACCACAAGCACCUCCGCCCCCGGUAUUACCACAAGAAGCUUUGACUUCAAGAUGCGACGAACCUAUGGACGUUGCCACAAGUCCGCCCCAAGAUAGCAAAGAGGCCAAGGUAACGCUUUCAUAAAGUGCAAUAUUUGCUUUUAGUCUAGCAUUCAUAUACCAGUUCCCUCUGUCCGACCAUUUGAUGAAGCGAAGUACCAUCUUUUCUACAAACCGAGUAAUUGCUCGUCAUUAAGGAAAAGUCUCGGAGCAGAGUCAUCACAGUUAGAACUUAAGAGGACCCAGGAGAAGCUACACAAGUCUAGAAUGGCUUUAAUGGAAUUAGAAACCUCUAUAAUAUCAGUACAGUCAUUACUCUUCACCGCUGAAGCAAAGAGUGCGCUACUCAGUGAGAAAUUCAGCUUUCUUGAUAAUCAGAUGGAAGCCAUAAAGCAUCUACAAUUUAAGACGGAGACUAAUAGUUUCCCAGUUUCCUCAAAAUCCCAACGGAUCGACCACACGAAUGGCACCAAGGGAUCGGAAGUAACCAAUGGGAAAGCUUCAUAA